This is a messenger RNA of Dentiscutata erythropus, 350 nucleotides long. The record is from the annotation of a GenBank genome assembly. Lineage: Eukaryota; Fungi; Glomeromycota; Glomeromycetes; Diversisporales; Gigasporaceae.
AAGCAACUAAUCAAUUUAAUUCUACUACUAAAUCAAAUGUAAACCACAUAAUUAUAAACAACAAUAUAGUUUCAAAUUAUAAAGCUGCAGAUAAGAUAGAGAAUUAUGAAGAUAAAAAAUACACUAUUGAUAAAAAGAAUUUUACUAUUGAUGAAUUUCUUGAAUACCUAUCAGAACAAAUUGAAUUAUUACAGAAAAAUAAUUAUCUUAUAAAUACUUCCUUUUCUCUUGAAUUCAAAAAAACAAGUAAACUUAUUCUUGAAUUGCAAAAAGAUAUUGAAGAUUUCGAAAUUUUUCAUUUAAGAAAAGAGUUUGGAGAGUAUUAUGAUGGCAUCUAUUGUAUUGAUUGA